Molecule: messenger RNA, 6704 nt
Organism: Bursaphelenchus xylophilus (pine wood nematode)
Lineage: Eukaryota; Metazoa; Nematoda; Chromadorea; Rhabditida; Aphelenchoididae
Source: the annotation of a GenBank genome assembly
AUGAGUCUGUCACGCUCCGAUAUUCGUAAGCUGCUCAAAUACGAGUUUUUGCGAGGUGCCAAUGCGCCGACGGCCCUGGAGCGCAUCAACGAAGCUCACGGUCCGGGAACUGUGUCUCGAACUACGGCGUUUGACUGGUACUUCAAGUUUAAAAACGGAAAAAUGGGCGUCGAUGACCAGAAGCGAAGUGGCAGACCGAAAACCGUCGAUCGAGCCGGUGUCCUCAACUUUCGGGCAAAAAAGGUGUUGUUGUGCGUCUGGUGGGACCGACGCGGGCCAAUUCACUGGGAAUUGAUGCCAAACGGUCAGACAAUUACGGCCCAAGUGUAUUGUGAGCAAUUGGAGCGAGUUCGACGCAAAAUGCGCAAGCGCCGAAUUCCGGUGAUUUUUCUCCACGAUAACGCGAAACCGCACACAGCUCAGUUGACGCGCGGCAAAUUGGCCGAAAUGGGCUGGGAGGUGCUGGAUCACCCGCCAUACAGUCCGGACAUCUCCCCCACCGAUUUCCACUUGUUUCGCGGCCUGGAACAUUGGAUCCGUGGCAAAAAAUUCGAUUCCUCAAGGAAUUUUUCGCUUCGAAGGCCCGUGCUUGGUACGCUCGUGGCAUCAACCUGCUUGAAGAACGCUGGCAGAAGUUAAUUGAAUCUGGUGGAGAAUACUUUGAAUAACUUAUUUUUAAUUUUAGUUGUUUUUGAUUUUGUUGUUGUUGUUGAAAUAAGCGUUGUUGAAAAAGUCCGGAAACUUAUGUAACAACCGACGUAUGAGUCUGUCUGGAAAAUAAUGUGGAUUUGCCGCAAAAAAACGUCUCGCCUCGUCGCUCUACCAAUUCUUCAGCCGCGGACAGCCGUCGCAAACCGAUGAUGGGCUUUCAAAGGUAAAAUCUGGCUGGAAAAUAAUGUGGAUUCACCGCGCUCAAGAACAGCCCAACGCUCUGGGUUCAAUUUUAUUGGCUUUGCGACGGCUGGCCCCAGCUCAAGAUGCAGUGCGCUACUGCGACGAGGCGAAUUUAUGCUGCGACGAAUUCACAUUAUUUUCCCGACAGAUUGAUACAGACGAAAAGGAGACGAGUGACCGAUCUCCUUGGUUGCCUAAAGCGUUGCUUUACUCCCACAAUAUCGCUGUCUGCAUACAGUAUGAGGUUUGCAAAUCUCUGCAGACAGCCAUGUGCCGUACAUAUUGUUUACACCAAUCAAAACAGCAUUUGGAAACUUUGAAAAAAGCCCCGACAAAAUUACGGGGCUGUAGACAGCAUUUCCCUCAGCUGCUCGUAAUUACAGUCGACUUGAGCAAUUAAAUCAAACUACAGGGUUGGUGGGAGUACAGCGGAAAUACCGAAGCUAUUUGUUUUACAACCCAUUAAAAAUUCCGUCCUGUAAAGGUCGCAUAAUAACCAUGUCCCCAACUAGAAUGGGAAGUGUAAAUAUUCAAUACAUUAAACAGUAAGUAAACAGCCAGUACGCCGGACAUUAGAUAUAGCUUUUGAGGCAUUGAGCUGCACUUUGUAACAUUAGCCGGGUGGGCCACACAAACGAACAUUGCUAAUGCGUUUACACAUGCUCUAAAGAAUGUGCAUAGAUUUUAAAAUCGAAUGUUGCAUUCAAAAUAAAGUGCGGCUUUUGUUUUAAAAUACGAUUUCUGAUUAUGAGUCAUUCUACGGUCUCUCUCUCGCAAAAAAUAAAGAAAGAUUAUUGAAUAAUAGAUCGCCACAUUUAUUGCGUCAAAUCCACAUUAUUUUCCCGACAGACUGAUAACAGCAAAAAAAAUAUGAACAUAUUUUUUUUCUACGUUGACGCCUACUCACGUCUCAGAAAUUGUUCUUCGACAGUUUAAAGUCACAAGAAGCCAGCAUUAUGACAAACUUUCUCGCAGUCGCAACAAUUUUAAAUCUUUAAUCUUCCAGUAUAAUAUGUGGAGUAUUUGUGAACAAAUCUGCCCUACAAUUGUUUUCCCUCUCUACGCACUUUAAAGAAACGUAUUAUUUUGAUUCAUCUCGCACAUGUACGCAAUCAGCUCUCGAGUUAAUGGCGCCUAAUAGCGGACGAAUACACUUGAGGAAGGACAAAAAUAAAUGUACGUGUAAAAGUGCAGAGAAACAUGUAGGAUUUGAAAGAGCGGAGAAGUGUUGUGAUUCCGGGAGUGGAGUUUGAAAACACAAAGUUGAGAGAUUGGAGAUGGAACGCACUUCAAUGAGGAAGUCCUCAAAGUGCGAUCCAAAACACCGGCCAAAACAUACGAUGAUCAUUUUCUAUGACAUGUGCCAGAAUCCUUGCCCGCCAUUUGCUAUUUUUUUCAUUGUCAGAAAACACCAGAGAUUUUUUUGACCAAAAAUUGACAUGAAUAAAAUUUUUUACGCGGCAACAAAACAACCGCAUUUGAAACUUGCUUUUACGGCUUGGAGGACGAAAUGCCACAUUGUUUUUGGCUGGCUCUCGUCGCAAAAACUAAUUUGCAGUAAUUCAAAGUAUACAAACAUGGUUAAACUACAGUGGCGGACCUGAUCCAUUGGCCAAAAAGUUCAAAACGGAGUUUUUUUAGUUGGAGAGGGAGGCAUUUUGCCACAUGUUUGAUACUUCCCGCAUGAAAAAUGAUACGUUUUCUGCCACUGGAUCAGGUCACUGUACGUUUUCAACCGUUUUUAGAUUCAUUUAUACACUUUGCAUUCAGGGCAUGCGAGAAAAAAAUCUCUGCUGUUUUUUUGCAGAGUGCGAGCUUGAAAUCCCUUAUAUGCCCAAGGUGUCACGAAUUCAGUGAGGCACGUGUAUAAAGGGUCCCUGUUCUAGUUCUGAUUUAGGAUCCUAAGCCCAAACAAUACUAUAAAAACAAACGACUACACAAACUUAGAAAAACGACUAACUAAACUCAGGAAACAACUUCACUAAUGGACUCACAAUAAUUGACUCCACGAACACAAGAGUUGACCAUAGACAAAUCGGGGCUAAGGUAGUACAGCCCCCCAGUCCAGUUUAGCCCCCCAUGACCCAGUACAAACCCCCUCGUCCAUUCUGAACCCCAAAAUUUAUUUCAAAGAAAUAAUCCAAGUUGUAUGGUCCAGCACAAGCCACCUACGUUUUAGAUGAAGCCCCCUACGUUUUAGAUCAAGCCCCCUACGUUUUAGAUCAAGCCCCCUACGUUUUAGAUCAAACCCCCUUUUAGAUCAAACCCCCUACGUUUUAGAUGAAGCCCCCUACGUUUUAGAUCAAGCCCCCAACGUAGUAGAUCAAACCCCCACUUACAUUUUUUGCAUUAUUCUAAUUUGUUCAUUAUGUGGGGUGUGAAACGGGCAAAACAGUGGGGGUUUGAACUACCUUUCGUGGGGGGCUCAACUACCGAAGCCCCGACAAAUCAAUAAUAGACAACAGUAGAAAUACGACGGUUUAUUGCUCCAAACAACAUACAGGGCGGGCCAUUCGAACCUUCCGUCCUCAUUUUUUAGAUUUCUCCGCGGAGACUCCGCCGAUUUUCAUGAAAUUUAGAUUUUUUUGGAGCUGAGAUUCGCCAUUUUCAACCGAUUGAUUUUCAAACAAAAAUACUCUGAAUUUACUUUACUAUGCCUUCCCGAAGUUUUUGAAAAUUAUUUUCGAGCCGAAACCGCAAAAACUUGGAAAAUUUUUCGAAUGGUUUUCAAUUGACUUUGUCGGGCUUCGAAAAUUCCUGGCUUUUUUGGUAAAAUCGUGGAGUAAAAAGUCCCGUAUGCUUUCUCUAAACUGGCUUAAAGUAAGUUAAAAGCAAAAAGAGUGUUGUCUGUAUUGCCGUUAUGGUAUGAACGGUGAAAAAAAGUUUUUUGCAACAAGAGUGGACGUGCUUCUUCCCGUAAAGUCCACGUUAAGGCUACAAGCCAUGGCUUGGCGCACAAGUUUUAGCGGUUUCGGCUCGAAAAUAAUUUUCAAAAACUUCGGGAAGGCAUAGUAAAGUCAAUUCAGAGUAUUUUUACCUGAAAUUCAAUCGGUUAAAAAUGGCAAAUCUCAGCUCCAGAAGAAUCUAAAUUUCAUGAAAAUCGGCGGAGUCUCCGCGGAGAAAUCUAAAAAAAAGAGGACGGAAGGUUUGAGUGGCCCACCCUGUACAACCGGGAAAAGACAGAAACAAAGUUAUGAUGAUUGGGCGAUUUCUCUUCUUUUUAUACCAACUUGUUGGUCAUUCCGUGGGAAUAUGCAAAUUCGCACGCGAAGUCGUGACAAAGGAAAAAAUACCAUAACUUUUGCAAAGUUUCCAUAAAAAUUGAUGCGUCGCACUUUGAGCAAAAAAACAAAAAAAGUGCGCAUUUAAAUCCACUUUAUUUACCACUUCCACUGACUCCCAUAAACAUACCGUUUACCGGCAAUUAUCACUCCAUUUCACACUUCCGUUUCAGUGUCUGUACUGUGGUCUUUGCCCGAGGCGGAGCGGCGUCUAAUUGCCGACCUUCACAACUCGUACCGUUCGAAGCUGGCGUUGGGCCUGCUGCGCGUCCAAGACAAGUGGUUGCCGUCCACACAAAACAUGUACAAACUCGUAAGUACAGUGGGCACUCAAACUCCGAAGAUCGGCGUUCAAAGUGUUGAUUACGAAGGCUCAUUAACUCAUCUGUUUUUGAGUAAUAAUUGCGACUAGAAGGGAUGAAUUUGCGCCCAAUUCACGGUAAAUGUAUUGAAUAUUGCGAUAAUUUGAAAAGAGUUUGGCCAGUAGAGUGUUUUGACUUUUUUUGAAAGCCGAGACUUGUCGCCGGACUGCUGGCGUUUUUGCAAAAAAAUAUAAUAAGUCAACAGUUGGUAUACAGUAGACCCGUACAUGUUCUUUUUGUGACGAAACACCAUGUUGAUUAAGUACUGGUCAAGACAUAUACCUUCAAGGCACGUUGGAUUGACUUACCAUACGGGAGUCAGUUACAAUACAAAAUAAAAACUGGGGCUUUGGCAGUUCAGCCCCCACGAAAGGUAGUUCAAACCCCCACUGUUUUACCCAUUUCACAACCACAUAAUGAAAAAAUUAGAAUAAUACAAAAAAAUGCAAAUCAGUAAAAUGUAUAAAUUCUGAAACGAUUCAUUCUCAUUGUUCUUCUCUUUCGAAGCUGGUUGUCAUGUCGGAAGUAUCGACGUUGGAGGGCUUGAUCUAAAACGUAGGGGCCCGAUCUAUGUAAAACGUAGGGGGCUUGAUCUAAAACGCAGGGAACUUGAUCUAAAACGUUCCUUCUCAUCAAGCUUUCAUUGACGCUUUCUGGAGUGCUGUUGCUGGAUCAUACAACCUGGAUUAAUUUUUUGAAAUAAAUUUUGGGAGUUCAGAAUGGACGAGGGGGUUUGUAUUGGGUCAUGGGGGGCUGAACUGGACUGGGGGGUUAUACUGCCUUAGCCCCUAAAAACUGUAGGAAUACGAGCCCCACCUGGAAACAAUGGCUCAGAACCACGCCAAUACGUGCGUCUUCCUCCACUCCAUCGAGCAUCGUCGGCCGAAACUUGGAGAGAAUAUAUGCAGAUAUGUCAUUGAACAGCCCGUUGUUCCGCACGGUAAUUUUUGACCGGCUUGUUGUUCUAUACGGUAAUGUGUGGCGACUUUCAGAGGCGAUAGUCAAAGACUGCAUAGCCCGCUGGUACAACACAAGCAUCAAUUUUGAUCCGGAAAAGUUGAAGUUCAAUGUAAGGCAUUACAUUGGGAACGUCAACGAUUUUACGGCGAUGAUUUGGGGUGCCGCAACAGCAGUUGGGUGUGGCUUGAGGCAAUGCGACGAUCAGGUCUUCUUUGUUUGUAAUUAUGGACCGAGGUGAGUUUUUUAUAAUCGUCAUUCCGGAAAAGUCGCUGGACUUAUUUCUGGCGUUUGUUCUGUGUGAAAAAAAGGGUGCGAGCUACACCCCAAAAUAGCCUAUUGCACGGUGCAAAAAGCCAUAAAUUGAUCAGUGGUCACUAGUUGUAAACCUUUGUUGUCUCACAGUGCCUGUCGCCGAUUUCAGUUCGGUGUCUUUCCGAAAUGGCUAUCAGUCUGUCGGGAAAAUAGUGGCGGGCAGUGGUGUCUUGGAAUCGCCCAUCAUCGCUUUGCGACGGUAAGCCGCAGCUGGGGAUUUGCGCCCUUUUUUUCGACAAGGCAAAAAAUUUUGCUGCGACGAACCGCUACUAUUUUCCCGACAGACUGAUACUUUUUGUUUGCAAGCUGGAAAAAAGAUGAUUUUGAAAAUCCCGUCACUUUUCCUAUCACUAGCGUAUGUUUUGAGAUUUUUAUGUCGAUAGUUUACGAAAAUGUUUGACUGCUUUGCAAAUUUUGACAUGAAAGUUGUUAUACCAUUUCUACUGUAGAGAGUGAUGUUUCCAAAAACAUAAAUUUUUCCGGCACGAAAUUGGUAGAGAGAGAUACGGUCAAUCAGUGUCUUUCUCUGACCUCUCUGCGCGUUUUGCGCACGCUCUUAGCGUCAAAGAUCGUUGUAGUCUAUCUCGGCUGCAAAGGCGAGAUCAAACAACACCUUUAGGAAGUGAUAUGUGCGCAAAAAUUUAGACAGAAUCCCAGACACCUUUCUCUUCAUUUUUGUCGACUGUUUACUGUCGAUCAAUUUCGUAAUCUGCGAAAAAUACGAGAAAUGCGAUAUCUACCACCGCAUGAUUUUUGUAGCUGGUUUAUUUUUAGGAGUAACGUCCUUGACGAGCCAAUCUUUGAGCCGGGACUUCCGUGCCGAGCUGCUAUCGAAUGCACGACCUUUGGGAGAAGUCAGUGUGAGAAUUCGACUGGACUCUGUGUUUCUUAUUAG